UUAAACUUGCAAGACAUGCUCUUUCUGCGUACGGAAGUCGUCCGCAAAGGUCGUGUUGUGGCAUUCAUCGGAAGUCCUCGUUCUGCCGUCCGUACGGCGACUACGCGAAGCCGUGUGGUGAAAGCAUCCUGCCAAACGGGGUGGAGUAGCGCGGCACUUCGUCGCAACGAUCAGGCACCGGCCAUGAAGGUUUCCUGGGUUUUGUUCAUCACUCUGACUGCAGUGCUGUGGUACCUGUGGCCACAGCUUCCGCUCCUUCCGGGCAUUGCCCACAGUCUCGGUUCCCUGAUGGUGAUGAUGUGUGCGAGUUAUUUUCUCGGAAAAUACCUCAGCGCAUGCGCUGGCGUCCGCCUGGUGAGCGGAUAUGGGAAGGCAGUGCUUAUCACUGGUUGCGACACGGGUUUCGGACACCUGCUGGCCAAAUUCCUGGCCAGGGACGGCUUUCUCGUCUUCGCCGGCUGCCUGGACGCUAACGGCGAAGGAGCAACGUCGCUCAAAAAGCUGGCUAACGUCAAAGUCCUCCAGAUGGACGUCACAAAAGACGCCGAAAUUGACGGGGCUCACCGCGUGGUGAGACAAGAGCUUGGAACACGCAAGCUCUGGGCUGUAGUGUGCAACGCUGCAAUAAUGAACAGCGGCCUCAUCGAAUGGUUGACGAUGGCGAGCAUCACACGCAUCUUUGACGUCAACGUGUUCGGUGUGGUGCGCGUGGUCAAGAAGUUCCUGCCGAUGCUCAAGGAGAACAGGGGUCGAGCAGUCAUCGUCACGAGCAAUCUCUCGCAUUUCACGCUGCCGUUCACAACGCCUUACGCAAUGACGAAGCACGCGGUGCAGUCUCUGGUCGACGGUCUGAGGAGAGAGACUCAUGGCAAGGGAGUCGACAUUGUCGCCGUCGAACCACUCACCUACAGGUCCAAGGUUACCGAAGCCGUGGGAUCCCUCGAUGCCGUCGAGAAGGAAUUCAAGAGCCAACCUGCCGAAGUAAUGGCUGGCUACAACGCGCAAGAACUCCACGACUGGACCCGCUCAAUGAAGGCGCUCUACGAGUGGAGGAUUAAAGACGACAUCGAAGAGCUGGUCGACCAAAUGGUCCUGGCUGUCAGGGAGAAGUAUCCGAAAACGCGAUACCGGACGAUGGCCAUCUUUGACUACGCAUGGGUUACCUGCCUGAGGACGUUACCGGCUGAUGUGGUGGACCUUAUCUUACUAUGGUCGAGGCGGAUGGCGUUGUGGAAGAAGUGA
This is a messenger RNA of Dermacentor albipictus, 1242 nucleotides long. Its product is annotated as retinol dehydrogenase 7-like. Gene Ontology annotation, cellular component: intracellular membrane-bounded organelle. The record is from RefSeq and is a predicted model, not a curated record. Lineage: Eukaryota; Metazoa; Arthropoda; Arachnida; Ixodida; Ixodidae. Gene Ontology annotation, molecular function: oxidoreductase activity. Gene Ontology annotation, biological process: steroid metabolic process.